Gracilinanus agilis (Agile Gracile Mouse Opossum) is the source of this 2598-nucleotide messenger RNA. It is a transcript of the gene KLHDC7A, whose product is annotated as kelch domain containing 7A. Gene Ontology annotation, molecular function: protein binding. NCBI's taxonomy places the organism in Eukaryota, Metazoa, Chordata, Mammalia, Didelphimorphia, Didelphidae. The coding region runs from base 1 to 2397 and encodes 798 amino acids. The transcript has a single exon. The record is from RefSeq and is a predicted model, not a curated record.
AUGAGCGACGGCGGCGCCGAGCCCUGGGCCUGGCAUUCGGACAUGCAGUUUACUGGAAAGCUGCUGCUCUCCGCCGCUGCCCUGCUCCUGGGGACUCUGGCCUACAAGCUGUACAAGUCCGGGCCGGGCCGGAACCCACCCGGAGGGGGGACGAGCACCAACGAGGAGCCAGAGGUAACGGGGCAGGCCGAUCCGGCUAGGACCUCCCCCAGGGCUCCGCGGCCCGGCCACAGACGGCGGCGCCGGGUCAGCGGGGAGGACGGAGCAAAAGGCAGUCCGGCUUUGGGGAAUGGCCAGCCAGAGGGGGCCGGGGGGGCCCGGGACCUCGAGGACCUUGGAGACAGGCCUCGAGAGGGGAGCCAAGGGGCAGCCCCGGACAGAGAGGAGCCAAAGCCUGGGGACUGCCCAGCCCGGGACGGCCUCGGGGAGAAAGCCGACAGGCGGGCUAAGGACUGUCCCCCCCUUCUGGAUGACUGUGACGGGGACCUGGAAAGCCCCCAGCCUGGGCCUGCUCAAGCCAAUAGCGAAGCAGGCUGCCCCGGUGACUCACGGGCAGCGCCGGGGCUCCUCCUAGAGCGAAUCAGGGGGCAGAGGGAGGAGGAGGAGAGCUCGCGGGCCCCACUCUGGGGAGACAUGGAUAGGAGCUGGGUUUUCACCCAGGCUGCCGGGCUCAGCCAGGAGAGGCUGGGGCUCACCAGGGCCACCUCGGACAUGGGCCUGGCUGUCAGGCGGAGGGCCGGGGACACGGACACCUCCUACGUCUUCUCCUCCCAGGCCAGGGCCCAGGUAGAGGAGAACUUUCUUGGGGAGCAGACGCUGCAGGAGCGGCCCGGGGGGCAGGCCGAGGACUCCGCCUGCCCCGGCCUGAAAGGAAAGAUCUAUGACUUCUACGUGGUGUCCACCUCCCGCUCCAUCUCCGGAGCCGGCGCUUCUGGGAGCCCCGGAGGAGGGGGGGUGCCUCAGGGCUCACCCCGGCUUCCCACCCAGCCUCACACCCACUUCCCUGACACCCAUCCCUCGACCUCCCCGGGCCGGACCCGUCCCGCGGGCGAUGCCGAGGCUCUCUCUGGGAGCUCCUCCUCCUCUCAGAACGCCUUUUCCCCAGCUGGGCCCGGCAUCGGCCGGAAGGAGAGUUUUCUGCAGAUUGCGGAGAACCCGGAGUUUCAGCUUCCGCUGGACCACACGGGAACCUCGUCGUCCGGUGCCACCCGGCCGGCCCGCCAUUCGUCCGCCGAGUCUCCGGAUUGGCAGCCAGCCACGGCUCGUCUGGAACCCCAGGUGGAGGUGGUGGCUGGUACCAAUUUCUUCCAGCUCCCGCUCCUCCCCGGAGCGGCUCAGAACACCCGCCUGGACCUGGGCAACUGCUCCCACGUGCUGAGGCUGGCCAAGAGGGAGAAGCUGGAUGCCCUGAAGGAAGCGGCCUACAAAGUGAUGAGCGACAAUUACCUGCAGGUCCUCCAGAGCCCAGACAUCUACGGGCACCUGAGCGGGGCCGAACGGGAGCUGGUCCUGCAGCGGCGCCUCAAGGGGCAGAAGUACCUGGUGGUGGCGGACGUCUGCCCGCAGGAGGGCACCGGCCGCCUCUGCGCCUACGAUGACGAGCGAGACGCCUGGUGGCCCCUCGCUAACCUGCCCCCCGAGGCCAUAUCCUGGGGGUGCUCCAUCUGCAGCCUCUUCAAUUACCUCUUCGUGGUAGCGGGCUGCCAGCGGGCCGGGGGGCAGGCCUCCAACCGCAUGUUCUGCUACAACCCCCUGACGGGCAUCUGGAGGGAGAUGUGCCCCCUGAACCAGGCGCGGCCCCACUGCAAACUGGUGGUCUUGGAUGGGUACAUGUACGCCAUCGGGGGCGAAUGCCUGUACACGGUGGAACGCUACGACCCUCGCCAAGACCGCUGGGCCUUCGUGGCGGCCCUGCCCAACGACACCUUCGCCUUGGCCCACACGGCCACAGUCUGCGACGGCGAGAUCUAUGUGACGGGCGGCACCCUGCGCUACCUGCUGCUCCGCUACUCAGGGCAGGAGGAUCGCUGGCGAGCCAGCCCCACCGGGGGCGGCAAGGACCGAACGGCAGAGAUGGUGGCCGUCAACGGCUUCCUCUACCGCUUUGACCUCAACCGCAGCCUGGGCAUCGGGGUAUAUCGCUGCAGUGCCCGGACCCGGCUCUGGUACGAGUGCGCCACAUACCGUGUGCCCUACCCAGCCGCCUUCCAGUGCGCCGUGGUGGACAACCUCAUCCACUGCGUGGGCCGGCAGUUCCACCUCCGCUUCCUGGCUGACCACGUUUCUCCCCGCUUCCUCCCUGGGGACGAGCUCCAACGCUUCCCAUCCCCACAAGGCACCCUUAUCCCCACAGUCCUGGCACUACCCGCCCUCGAUAUGGCGCAGACCAGGGUCUAGGGAUCCCCUUAUUAUUUUGGAGGGAUGACCCUUAGCCACGGAACAGGGGAAAGAGAGUGGAUUCUAGAAUCAAGAGACCUGGGUUUGACUCUCGCCUCUGGCAUGUGCCAACUGUGUGAUCUCUGGGUGAGUCCUUGCCACUUUCUAAGUCUCCGUUCACUCAUCUGUAAAAUGGGAUGAAUAAUACUAACAAUAAUAAUC